AUGUUUGCAGCUUUUCAGUCUGCUUUGAGGGAUGUCUUCCUGGUGACUGUACAAAAAGAGGAAGAAUUAACCUGCGCCACUGCAGCAAUUGCGCUGGCAUGUCUUGUGCAGAAAUACGCCUAUGCGCCACUCUUUGCCACGCAUCGCCAGUGUGUGGCGUCCUUCGGUGAGGAGACGACGGCGGAGUCUCCAGACUCUCCGCAGAGGCCAUCAGCUAUGGAAAUGGCGAGUGCCGGCUUCUUCCACACCGGGCGAGCGGACGAGGCAGUGUGUGGUGCAUGCUUUCUCGGGUUGCGCGAUUGGCAGCCUUGCGAUGUAGAUGCCGAGGCAGUGCACGCGCGAUUUGCUGCAGGCGGCGGUGGCGGUGGUGGCGGCUGUCUCUUCCUUAACACCCGCCGUCUCCUCACUUCUGUGUUGCCGCUUGCUCGUAAACAUCUAACAUCUUCCUCUCCUCGUUCUGACACUGCCGUUGCUGCCACUGUGAUCGACCGAUUGGCGGCGAUUGCACGUGAAAUGAUCGUCGGUGGCAAAGAUGGCGACAGCAGUGUUGACUGUUGGCCAGUUGAAAAUGCUCGUGUUCUUGGGUAUUCAGAUGACCUGAUUCUUUUGGCGUUGUGGAGACUGCAAACGGAGGGGAACGCUGUUGAUCAUGCCUGGGAGAUUGAUCCUCAGGGUACAACGGAUCUACUGAAAGCCAUUUUGCGAGUGCAAGAGAGCGGUUUGGGGGAUGAUGAACUUGGCGAGGAUGCUGAGCAGGCGGAAGCAGAUGACGUCGAAGGGGUGGAUCCCCUGACGCCGAACAGCGGGGAGGCUUCUCCUGCGACGGCGAAUCUUGAAGAGAGCCGAGAUAGCAUCACUUCGAUCCCGCACCGUCCUCCCUUGCCAUGUCUCUCACAGAUAUUGCAAUGGUGGGCCAAAAAUUGGCUUCCUUCAGGACCACUCACCGCCCAUAGCAGUCAUCGAGCUGCGCUACGGAAGAAAGCCAAUUCCACAUCCGCCUAG
This is a messenger RNA of Hydatigera taeniaeformis, 1002 nucleotides long. The record is from the annotation of a GenBank genome assembly. Lineage: Eukaryota; Metazoa; Platyhelminthes; Cestoda; Cyclophyllidea; Taeniidae.